Acanthisitta chloris (rifleman) is the source of this 756-nucleotide messenger RNA. It is a transcript of the gene RNF150, whose product is annotated as ring finger protein 150. Lineage: Eukaryota; Metazoa; Chordata; Aves; Passeriformes; Acanthisittidae. The annotation marks the transcript as partial. The transcript is spliced from 6 exons. The record is from RefSeq and is a predicted model, not a curated record.
ACUGUGAUGAUGUACAUCACCAUCGGGACGCGCAACCUGCAGAAAUAUGUCAGCAGGACCUCCGUGGUGUUCGUCUCCAUCUCCUUCAUCGUGCUGAUGAUCAUCUCGCUGGCCUGGCUGGUCUUCUACUACAUCCAGCGGUUCCGCUACGCCAAUGCCAGGGACAGAAAUCAGCGCCGGCUGGGAGAUGCUGCAAAGAAAGCAAUCAGCAAGCUGCAGGUCAGAACCAUCAGGAAAGGUGACAAGGAAACUGAGCCAGACUUUGAUAACUGUGCAGUUUGUAUUGAAGGCUACAAACCCAAUGAUGUUGUCAGGAUAUUGCCUUGCAGGCAUCUCUUCCACAAGUCGUGCGUGGACCCCUGGCUGCUGGACCACCGCACCUGCCCCAUGUGUAAGAUGAAUAUCCUCAAAGCUCUAGGCAUCCCGCCAAAUGCAGAUUGCAUGGAUGACAUUCCUCCAGACCUGGAAGCAUCCAUAGGAGGACCACCCACCAACCAGAUCACGGGAGCCAGCGACAUAACGGUGAACGAGAGCUCUGUCGCGCUGGACGCCCCGGCACGGACCCUGGGCGUGCUGCAGGUCAUCCAGGACGUGGACUCCUUUCCCCAGCCUGGGGAGGGUAACUUCACUACGAGCAAUGAACAGGAGCCAGCAGUCAGCAGUGAUUCAGACAUUUCAUUGAUUAUGGCAAUGGAGGUUGGACUCUCCGAUGUGGAGCUCUCCACUGAUCAAGACUGUGAAGAGGUGAAAUCUUGA